GUUCGCCAUCUUUGACGACAAAUAGCCCAUCUAUGUUAUUUUGUUUUCAAAAAGUAUCGAAAAGUAUGAAAGAACACUAAAUCGCAUUAAAUAACCGAAGCAUAUGACUGGUUUUUACCGUAUCUAGCGUGUUAUAAUACAGUAAAAGUCUUCGGGAAACAUUUUUGGCGAGAUGUCGCUUGUGGAUUUGGGAAAGCGUUUGUUGGAGGCAGCACGCAAAGGACAGGAUGAUGAAGUGAGGUCACUUAUGGCCAAUGGAGCUCCUUUUACUACAGACUGGCUGGGAACCUCACCACUUCAUUUAGCUGCACAAUACGGGCACUACUCCACCGCUGAAGUGCUUCUCCGUGCCGGCGUGAGUAGAGAUGCCCGCACUAAAGUCGAUCGAACCCCCCUCCACAUGGCUGCGGCAGAGGGCCACUCAAGCAUUGUUGAAUUGUUGGUCAAGAGUGGAGCAGACAUCAAUGCCAAAGACAUGCUGAAAAUGACCGCCCUGCACUGGGCUGCGGAACAUGGGCACAGGGGAGUCGUGGAGCUGUUGAUCAAAAACGGCGCUGAUACUCACGCCCUCAGCAAGUUUGACAAGACACCUUUUAACAUUGCAGUGGACCGAGGAAACACUGAGCUGAUGCUAUUGUUACAGGAGGGAAUGCAGAACCAAGUGAACAUGAAUCCAGAGAGGACUAUCCUAAGCAGCACGUCACCCGCCACCGCCAGCCCUCAGUUCAUCAUCUCCUCCUCUGGAGUGGUCAAUCUCUCUGAUAUUGUUCUCACUAAUGCUAAGGCUAACACAGCAGGAGCUGCAGAGAGUGUGAUUGCUGCUGAUUCGGUAGAUUCUGCCAUCCAGCAUCUUGUAGCGGAAGAUGGCCAGAGAGUCAUCACCAUAGUAACCGACCAACAGGGCAACCUGGGACAGAAAUUCUUUGUCACAAUGCAGGGGCAGCAAAUGGUUGCAGUGCCAGCGGGUCAGAUUGCAGAAGAAAUCAUAACAGAGGACACAAAACCAGUUCCAACACGGAAGCGGAAAUUUGAAUUAACCGUCAACCAUGCAGAUGUCAAACACAAGGAGCCCACUGAGAAGGACAGUCGGGAACUACUGGAACAGCAACUAAAGGAAGCAAACAGAAAAGCCCAGGAGUACAGACAGCAGUUACUACGAAAGGAACAGGAAGCUGAGCAGUACAGGCUUAAACUAGAGGCCAUUGCAAACGGGCAGACCAAUGGCUCCAGCACAGAGCCCCAAGAGGAAGUGGUGCUUCAGGAAGAGGAAGAGGAAGAGGAGGAGGUGGUUGGCGAAGAGGAAGUUGUCAUGUUGCCAGAAGGGGCCAUCAUCAUUAAAGAGGAGCCCCUUGACUCAACGACAGGAGAAACAGUAACAUUAGUAGAAGCCGCAGAUAUCACAGCCACCUCCGAGGGCACGCCGUAGCAGUGAACCCAAAAGACUCAAACACUCAGGAAUUACAUACUCUGUGUGCCUGGAGUGUGACAUUGUGUUUAUUUAUUGUAAAUCAUAACUUUUUGUUUUUAUCCUUUUUUUACUCAUAGCAUUCAGUUUCUGUACAAACCUCAACAAAGAUGUAGCAUGAGUUAUAUUUAGGUGGCCACAACGAUGCUGAGCUGCUCAGAUUGACAGAAUUGGAAGACUAGGCGUGUCUUUUUAACAUACAGCAGUGCAAGCUAUGGAAGAUUUAGUGAUAAUGCUUUUCAAUCAAGCCCCGUUAUGCACCUCGAAUGCAUACUAUACAGUUAGUAUGCACCAUAGUGUACUUAAAGGAACGUUCUGGGUUCAAUAUACAUCAUUUAUUUAUUUUUUUUAAAGUGCAAGUUGUGGUUAUAGUAAUGCACUUUCGAUAAAAAUAAACUGGGACAGUGUUCUGGUGAAGCUGAUAUUUUUGUUAAAUCACCUGCAUUAAUGAAUUGGUAAGAAAUUUAUUAUUUGAGAUGCAAAAUCUGCCUUUUUAAAAGAUUUUCAGAGUCAGUGAACCUUGAAAAUGUUGUGCAAAAAUUUCUGGGUUUACUAGCUGAAUGUUUCUUGCCUGGUUCAAUGUUGUGCCGUAUUAUAACCACGGUUUUUGUUUCUUUAAAAAAACAACAACAACUGAAGGUCGUCAAAAUUGUAAUUGCAAAUGCUGUCAAUAGAGCUUAACUUGAACUUAGAACAUUCCUAAAAUAGUGACAUAACAUUUAGAAUGAAGGUUAACAGUAUAUCAUAUAAAGAACAAUACUAGACAUUAUUCAUCUUUGUGUAACAUUGACCUGCUCCUGCAGUGUGAGGCAUGUCUUAUUGAUGCAAUCGGCAUCUGGUGGUGUGAUAAUCAAAGUAGCUAUGUAUUUACGUAGAAAACAGACUCUUUCAUGUAUUAUAAUACUUUUAGCUGUUUAUAAAGAUAAUUUACUCCAUUCAGAGUACAAGAAUGAGCAAUGGUUGUUUCACUUUUUUCUUCUUUUGUUCUGUUAGACACUGAAUCACGAUUUGCAUUUCAAUGUUUUGUGCUCUAAAAAGCAUGCAACAUGUCUUUGCUUGCAUUUCACGGUCUGGUCCAUGUGCCUGUUUUGACUUUCCCUGUACAAUUUCCCAGCUGCUUUGUUUAUAGAUGUUAACAGCUUUUACAGUCAGUCCUUGAGUGAAGUUAUAUCAUCAGCUGUGUUCAGUCGUUGUAUGUCAAGUUUAAAAUGUGAACGAAAUUUAAUGGAACGAGACCUCAAGUGUUCUAAAGCUUAUCUUUGCAUAGAACAAAAUGUUUUGCAUUAUCUAUGACAUGUUUUCCAGGUACACAGCUGAUGAUUAACAUUCCAUGAACUGAAUUUCAAGGGCUUGCAUUACCAUUGCUGUGCAAAACUUAUUUGAAAAUGUACAGUUUUCUUCCAUCUAAAUCCAAGAAUAUUAAGAUUUUUGGAGGACAUUAUACUAUUUAUUUUAUGGGUGAUUCAUGUGGUCAAGA
Messenger RNA from Sinocyclocheilus rhinocerous, 2942 nucleotides. Its product is annotated as GA-binding protein subunit beta-2-like. Gene Ontology annotation, cellular component: nucleus. The transcript has 8 exons. Gene Ontology annotation, molecular function: protein binding; transcription cis-regulatory region binding. The record is from RefSeq and is a predicted model, not a curated record. Gene Ontology annotation, biological process: positive regulation of transcription by RNA polymerase II. Bases 173 to 1426 code for a protein of 417 amino acids. NCBI's taxonomy places the organism in Eukaryota, Metazoa, Chordata, Actinopteri, Cypriniformes, Cyprinidae.